AAAUAAUAAUUGGGGAUUGGGAUUUGGAUGGCUCAUCAAUUGUACGGCUACAACCCUUCGUCUUCUUCAUCUUCCACUUCUUCAGUCUACGGAGCUGCCGCUACUCCCACACCCAACGCCUCCUCCUAUACGACGUCGUCUUCCCGUUCUCUAAACUCCGACCAAUACGUACCCAGCUUGAUCCGAUACUCCUCCUCCUCCUCCGCCGCCGCUAAAUACUCCACCUCCGCAGCCAUGUACGACGGCGGCUUCCACUACUCCACCUCCUCCUCCACUCCCAAUGCCACGUCGCAUUUGGCCUCCCAAUCUUCUUGGUCCGAUGCCUCCGACGCCCUCGCCGCCCUCAAACGCUCCUCCGAUGUGCUCUACCAUCAGACUGUUUUGGGUGCCCAUAACACAAUUGGGCAAACUGAAGCUUGGUAUUCUACAAACUCUUUAGGCAAGCGCCCUAGAUUCGACAGUGCAAGCAAUUUGCCUAUAUAUCCACAGAGGCCAGGAGAGAAGGAUUGUGCCCACUAUAUGCUCACAAGAACCUGUAAAUUUGGAGAUAGCUGCAGGUUUGACCAUCCUAUUUGGGUUCCUGAGGGUGGAAUCCCAGAUUGGAAAGAGGUUCCACCUCUUGCUACAACAACUGAAUCCCUUCCUGAGAGACCAGGGAUGCCAGAUUGUCCAUAUUUUCUGAAAACUCAAAGAUGCAAGUUUGGAUUGAGGUGUAAGUUUAAUCAUCCAAAAGAUAAAUUGGUGACUGAGGUUGCUUUAGAGAAUGCUGGCAUGCCUGCAUUACCUGAGAGGCCAUCUGAGCCCCCAUGUGCUUUCUAUAUGAAGACUGGAAACUGUAAAUUUGGUCCAACCUGCAAGUUCAAUCACCCAAAAGAUAUUCAGAUACCUUUGCUUGGGCAAGAGAAUGGUAAUGGUGAACAGACUGAAUUAGCAAUUAAGGCACUAGCAACUGCAGAUGCAAUACUAGCUAAUAGUCUUGCUUCAUACACCCCAGCAUUAAUAUAUAACUCCAAGGGACUUCCUGUUAGACCGGGUGAAGCUGAUUGUCCAUUCUACCUCAAAACUGGCAGUUGCAAGUAUGGUGCCACUUGCCGCUACAACCAUCCUGACCGGCAUGCGAUUAAUCCACCUGCCGCUGCAAUAGGCCUUCCCAUUGUUGCCUCCCCAGCAACCAAUCUGAACAUUGGAGUUGUCAAUCCAGCAGCUUCUAUUUAUCAGACUAUUGACCCUAGAUUGGCUCAGCCAACGGUGGGCCCAACUAUCUACCCUCAACGACCUGGACAGAUUGAAUGUGAUUUCUAUAUGAAGACUGGGGAGUGCAAGUUCGGGGAAAAUUGCAAGUUCCAUCACCCUAUUGACCGUUCUGCACCAUCACUGUUAAAACAAGCUCAGCAACAAGCUGUUAAGCUCACUCUUGCAGGUUUACCUAGGAGAGAGGGUGCUGUUCUCUGCCCGUAUUAUUUGAAAACCGGCACAUGCAAGUUUGGUGCAACCUGUAAGUUUGACCACCCACCUCCUGGAGAGGUAAUGGCAAUGGCAACAUCACAAGGAACAUCCACAGCUAUUGAAGGGGAUGAAAAUGAGGCUGAAUUGGUGCAGGAACAGCAACAGUGAGGUCACUUAAAAGAAGGGCUCCCUUUUUUUCUUUUUUCUUUUUGGUGUUGCUCAAAUGUAAUUCAGAUAAUGUACAUGAAUGACUUGUUCUAUUAGCACUCUGUAUUGUGUGAUUUUGCUGUAAGCCUUAGUGAUGAACCCAAACGCCUUUAUUGACGUAAUUUAGUUUUUAUUAUGAUGUGUUAAUUAAAUUUAGUGAAUAUGUGGUUGGGGCUGA
This is a messenger RNA of Quercus robur (English oak), 1831 nucleotides long. Its product is annotated as zinc finger CCCH domain-containing protein 37. NCBI's taxonomy places the organism in Eukaryota, Viridiplantae, Streptophyta, Magnoliopsida, Fagales, Fagaceae. Gene Ontology annotation, molecular function: metal ion binding; mRNA binding. The transcript has 12 exons. The coding region runs from base 28 to 1614 and encodes 528 amino acids. The record is from RefSeq and is a predicted model, not a curated record.